UUUUGUACAAUUCAAUAAAAACAAUGUCUUUUGACCUUAAUCAUAAGCUAUGGGUAGCUACCAGAAAAGAUAUUGGGCAACUCAUCAAAAAGCAGAAUCGAUUGAAGAAAAUGGAACCCCCCGAAGAGAAGGCUAUCUCGUUUAAAAUAUUUUCCGAGCUUUAUGUGCUAUACGUAGAGCUUGUAAACAAGUUGAGUUUCAUCUAUCAUAAUACUUUUCAAGUGCAAAAACGAGCUGUAGUGCGCAUUCUUGUUGAGAGUGCAACACAGCAGCUGCUGAGGCUCAAGGAUGAAUUGAAAGGCAUGGAGUUGAGCGAGUACGUAUAUAUAGAUAAAGCAUUAAUUGCUAGAAGGCUCACGCCGCGGGAUCUGGUUAUCUGGAGAUCACCUCAAUUUUUAUAUCGCCGUCCCUUGGACGUUCAAAAUAUCGUAGCCGAUAACAAAUUGUACAUGAAUGAUAUAGAAAAGGUUGAGAAGGAAGCACAGGAUUGGGUCAAAGUUACAGAAGCAGUGACCCUUAUUCAAGCGCACGAAAGGGCGCGCAGAGCUCGUGUGUAUAAGUCAAAUAUAAACUAUGAUAAAAAGAAAUUUCUCAAGGUCCUACAAAGAAAAAAAAUCAACUAUAGAUUUACAUUCAAGCCGGAUCAAGCAAUGAGUAUACCUGUUAAGAGAACUAUAUUUGCGGCCGAUUUUAUAAAGGACGUGGAAUCAUGUGAAAACUUAAAGGAAAAAAAGGAUGUAUUGGAGCCGUCUACUGAUAAUGAAGAAUUGGAAAGGCUAAAUAAACUACGAGACGAUGCAGCUAGUAAGAUACAAAAUUGCUGGAGGCGCUACAAGACAAGAAAGAUUAUGAGAAUGAGAAGUAGAUUUAAAGAAGAAUUAUACGGUAUGAAAAAACAUAGAAAGCUAAAACGCCCGAACCGUUUUGCGAAUUCAGUUUUUGAAAUGUAUAAAAAGGAGAUGUUGAAAAAGAAGCUGGACGAGGAAUAUAUUCAAUUAAUUACUGAUGAACGAACAAGGCUUCUGCAAAUGCGAACUCCUUGGAUGAUGGAAGACAUAUCCGAUCAUAUUCGUGCCUGGUUUAAGGAAUUUUAUGAAAAGACCGGAAACUUCCACCCAUACCCCGAUCCGAUUAAAACUGGAACCGUAUUAGUUGUCAUCGAUGAAACAAUGACUCCAUUAGAGUUUCAAGACACUCUAGGUAAAAAGCCUAUGACCAAAGCGGAACGCCAGAAGUUGGCUGAAAAGAAAAAGGCAGAAAAGCAGAAACAAAAGGACAAAAUACGAAAGCAGAAAAUGAAGGACGCGAAACGAAGGAAAAAAUUAAAAGAUGCCGGAAUAAUUGAUGUUGCCUACGAGAUGACUUCAAGCAAAGCCAUAGCAAAUAUUGAAGAAGCAAUGAAGCAAUUUGCUCUUGAUUGGAGAAACAUUGAUGAAUACCUCAACAAAAAUCAUGAUCCGAUCAAAGAUUGGGUUACAGAGGAAGAGUUGGCGAAGAUACAUCAGGAGCUGAGAGGAUUGGUUGAUGAAUAUAUGAGGAUAGAAUAUGAGCUGCUUAGAGCAGCUUUGGCUAAAGAUACCAAGACAAAAUAUAAGGCUCAAAAAGUAAAGAAGGCCAAAGCUAAAAAGGAAAAAAAGAAGAAAAAGGUCAAGGAUAUGACAGCCGAUCGAACGCUUGAUUCAUUAUACCAAGAAUUGAAAGAUGAAGGAAUUAUAGAGGAAGUUUCCCACAAAGAUUUUGAUGAAUUUAUUGCCGACUUCAACUUUUUAGCAAAUGAUACAAGAGAUGAAGAUGGUUUAACAACUGUGGGCCCAGCGAAGGGGGAUAUAAAAAUGAUCAUUCAAGAAUCAAUGCUGGGAAUGGGAGAAUUCGAUAUUGAUAAACCAAAGUCAAUUUUAUUAAUAGGACCACUUAACAGUGGGAAAAAGCUACUUUGUAAUAUAAUUGCAUCGGAAUUAGAUGCUGUAUUUAUAAAUCUUAGUCCAGAAAAAGUUUUUAAAUUUGCUGAUAAUAUGAAGUAUUUCCUACAUGUUGUUAUGAAAGUAGCAAAGGCCUUUCAGCCAGCUAUAUUAUAUAUCGAAGAAGCUCAUCGUGUAUUUUUGAAAAAGAUUCCGCCUGAGCUAAAGGAAAUUAAUCCAACGCUCCUCGGUCCUUCUAUACCGAAAGGCAUUUUGAAAAAUAUCAAAAAAACUGACAAGGUUGUUUUAUUGGGCACCAGCAACAUGCCAUGGUCUGCGAAGGGAAAAUUCAAAAAAGCAUUCCAGAAAGUCCUGCUUAUACCAAGGUGCGACUAUGGUACUAGUUUCCUGCUUUGGCUAGAACUAAUGACAGAAAACGUAGAAGAUAUGGAGGAGCAUGCAUAUUCUGCACUGGCAAGAGUCUUGCAAGCAUAUAACUCUGGUGAUAUCGCACAGAACAUAAGUCAGACAUUAGAUGUUUCACGAAGAAUGAGGCUUAACAAUGAAGCGUUAGACCCCAACGAAUUUUUGGAAUAUUUCUUGAGCAAACAUGAUGAGCCAAUAUUUCCUCCAGAACAAAAGAGUUACUACUCAAGGAGAUCGUAUUGGCAAUUUGCUCUAUAUUUCUUUGCGCUUACUAUAUACUGCAUAGAUGGAUCCUUCAUAUUGCCUGAGAAUGAUCCACCCACAACUGCUCCGAAAUUUUUAUCUAGAGGUCACCUUUAUAAAGUCAUUGUUGGGGAAACAAUAGAGCUGCCAUGCAAAGUACAAAAUCUUGGAUCUUUUGUGCUGUUGUGGAGGAAGGGCUCAUCUGUGCUUACUGCUGGGCAUCUAAAAAUAUCAAGAGAUCAACGUUUUAAAAUUGUUGGCGACUACAACUUGCAGAUCAAUGGAGUUAAGACGCAGGAUGCCGGGGACUAUAUAUGCCAACUUGGGGAUCAGGAAAAUCGUGACCAAGUCCAUACUGUUGAAAUUUUGGUCCCACCAACUCUGAGGGCACUUCCGCACAAUGGACAAGUCACUGCGCGAAAAGGAAGCACUGUCACAUUGGAAUGCAAAGCCUCUGGUAAUCCAGUCCCAACAAUAUUCUGGUUCAAGAAAGAUGUGUUUUCCGGACCAACUCAUCUAUCGGAUAGCUCCACAUUGAUAUUAGAGAAUGUGGACAGACACCAUGCUGGCACAUAUCAGUGUUCAGCAGAUAAUGGCGUGAAAGAGCGAGUUUCGAUGGACAUACAGCUAACUAUAUUAUCUCCCCCAGAAAUUACAGUUGAAAAAUCAUGGGUACAUGCUGCAGAAGGAUAUGAUGUUGAACUGGUCUGCAUUGUGCACGGUGAUGUGAGUUCUGAAAUGCUAUGGUACCAAAAUUCAUUUUUACUGGAUCCCACUGAUCGUCGUUCUAUGUACCCACGCGAUGAUAGAUACAGCCUUAUUAUUCGCAACUUUCAACCGACAGAUUUCGGCAAUUAUAGCUGUGUUGCUGAUAAUGCACUGGGAAGAACUAAGAAAUAUAUUGAAGUGUCUGGUCGACCGGGUCCAGCUGAUUUUAUUUCUCCCGCCCUAAGCGGAUUUCUGGAUCACUACAACCUAACAUGGGCAAUCGAGUCUGUGCCCCCAUUGGAUGAGAUCAAGCUAUUGUACCGGCGUCUUUUGAUGAAUGAAACGUAUCAACAUCCUGGUAAAUGGCACGAGUACCACAUCAAACCAACGCCAAUAAGGACAGACGGAUCACACUACUUAAUGUCGUAUGUAGUCAGAAACCUGGAACACAAUGCCGUAUACGAAGCGAUUGUUCAAGCUAAAAACAAAUAUGGAUGGAAUGAGAUCAGCGAUAUUCACCAAUUUUAUACGCGAAAUCAUGACCUUCUUCUCGACAUCGAUAUGGAAUAUAAAAUGGGAGUUUCAAGCAAUAAUAGAAUAGUUCCAACUAUUUGUGGAAUAAUCUUAUGUAUAUUUGUGUUGGUGUUCAAUCCUAUCAUCAGUAUUUAAAAUAUUGCGUUAAACAUUUAUUUGCAAAUAUAAUUUAAAAGGUGCCUUACUAAAACUUUAGCAAAUAAUUAUUCAUAUUUAUACGUAUGUAUAUGUAUGUAUGUACACUAAGAAGAACGUAACAAGAUUGAAAUCUGAAUAUAAUAAUCUUAAUCUUAUGUUCUUUAUAGAAAGUUAUUCUAAUAGUCUAAACUCUAAAAAUCUCUAUCAAGAAAACUAUUGUUUGUGGUGGCAGUCGUUCUUGCAUUCCGUUUUCAGUAGCUAUAACGCCAUAACGCUUCUAUUAAAUAUAGUUAUUUUAAUAAUUGAUGCAAGAAUGCACAUCAUACAUACAUAAAAAAGACACAUGCUCCUGUGGUGAGCACAAUAGAAGACCCAUCUCGAUCAAAUUGGGUAGUUAUAGAAAGUUUUGUCUACGAUAUCCAAGUGUUUCUACAGACAGUUGGCCAUUGCUCGGUGUUGAUGCUGAUUAGGAAUAUAUGUACAUAUAUCAUUUAUGUAUAUAAUUUUCGAAGUAUCAAGAACAGGACAAAGAAAAAAAAAGGUCGUUCCUUUGUCCUUGCGGGAGUACCGCAAAGCUUUACGCGUAUAAUUUUCUAUUUUUAAUUAUCUCAGCUAUAUGGUAUCCCCAUCCCCAAAAUAUCACAUUUUGUAAUACAGUCAUUCUUGAAAAUGUAAGCGAAAAUAUGAAAUAUUGUAAAUAUUCAAAUCCAAAUGUCAGAAAGCCUCCAAGUAAAAUAACAUGUAUAACUAUGUGUACAAGCAUAUGUAUUUAUGAAUGUACUUAGAAAAUAACUCAUUGAAUGUCAAUGCCGUAGUACAUACAUAUAUCUACAUACAUAUAUAAAAUACUUAGAUACACAACUACAUACAAAUAUUAUCAUAUUUAGAUAUAAUGAUUAACACUUUUAUACGAUGCAUAUCGCCAUACCUCCCAAAGGUAAUAUAUCUUAUGGUAUGCUUAUUUGUAAGUUGUCAAAUUUGUUGAAGUCACAAAGGCAACACAAUUAAAACCUCCCCACGUUUGAACACCAUUGAUUUAUAUUAAGUGUUUGAACCCAAAGCGACUGUAAAUUUAAUUCGAAUCAUUUUUUGCAUUGGUUAAGUUAGGCAUUUUGUUCUUACAUGGGCCCAGAAUUUGUUUGGUACUCGUACUUUAUAUUAUAUUAAUAUGAAUAUGAUACAUUUUUUAAACCUUAAAGGGGCAUAUACUCUGACUUAUGUACUUUGAAGGUUUCUAAAACUUUUUGCAUUGUGCAGAACUUAAAGAUCCGGUAUCCUUACACAUUUGGGGUUCGAAAUCGUAUCCUUUUAAAUUGUCAGUACUCAUAUACACACUGUGAACACAAAAAUUGUUAGAAUCGCUCAAUGUCUUGUGCAUACGUAGUAGUAUACGUAGUACUCUUGCAUUGUAGCUAUAAUGAUGAAGAAAAAUUAGACACCUUUUAAAUAGUCAACAUGCUUAUGCCAAAUAUUGUAUUUACAUAGAUGUAUCUAUAUCUACAUAAAUAUACAGUACAGUUGCAUGCGUAAAUGUAUGUAUAUGUUUAAUAUAUAUUUGAUAUAUACCAUACACAUGUAAAUAUAAAAAUUUGGCAAAACACCGCCUCAAAACUCAACAUUUUUGUUUGAUUACUUGAAUUGGUUGCGGUUCAAUUAUUAAAUAUAUACAUAUGUAUAUAUGUGCAUACAUACAUACAUAAAUAUAUGUAUAUAAGGACUCACACUU
Drosophila miranda is the source of this 5673-nucleotide messenger RNA. RefSeq names its product IQ and AAA domain-containing protein 1-like. Gene Ontology annotation, cellular component: neuronal cell body; plasma membrane; axon. The coding region runs from base 24 to 3944 and encodes 1306 amino acids. NCBI's taxonomy places the organism in Eukaryota, Metazoa, Arthropoda, Insecta, Diptera, Drosophilidae. Gene Ontology annotation, biological process: homophilic cell-cell adhesion; synapse organization. The record is from RefSeq and is a predicted model, not a curated record. Gene Ontology annotation, molecular function: ATP binding; axon guidance receptor activity; protein binding. The transcript is spliced from 14 exons.